ACGCUUCGAGAGCUCGGAGCCGUCACGUUGAUUCCGGUGCGUUGAUUGGUCGGGCGGCCUGUCAGUCAGUGUCCGGCGCUCCGAGAGAAGAAGCAGAAGCCUAAUCGCCGCCACAGGUCUCCCGGCAGAGCGCGCGGCCCAUGGAGGCUGCGCUGUGACGGAAAAGUUUCCCCGGGGGAAGAUGGCGGGGGAAAGUGUGACGGAGAGCACCUAGAAGGGCCGGGAAUCGCACACGUUCUCCUUCUCUCGACAUGUCGGCCAUCUCCGCCGCCGAGAAAGUGGACGGCUUCACGAGGAAGUCGGUGCGGAAGGCGCAGAGGCAGAGGAGGUCGCAGGGCUCGUCGCAGUUCCGCGGGCAGGGGGCUCUGGUGGAGCUUUCCCCCCUGCCGCCGCUCAAAGAUGCCACUUCCAAUGACCAGCAAGACCUCUUCUGUCAGAAGCUGCAGCAGUGCUGCAUGCUCUUUGAUUUUAUGGACUCAAUAUCUGAUCUGAAGAGCAAAGAGAUAAAGAGAGCCACUCUGAAUGAAUUGGUUGAAUAUGUAUCCACAAAUCGAGGGAUAAUUGUAGAAUCUGCAUACCCGGAUAUCACACAAAUGAUUAGUUCUAAUAUUUUUAGAACUCUCCCGCCGAGCGACAAUCCAGACUUUGAUCCUGAGGAGGAUGAGCCGACACUAGAAGCAUCAUGGCCUCACAUACAGUUGGUGUAUGAAUUUUUCCUGAGAUUUUUGGAAAGUCCAGACUUUCAACCAAGCAUUGCCAAGAGGUUUGUGGACCAGAAAUUUGUGCAACAGCUGCUGGAUCUGUUUGACAGUGAAGAUCCUAGGGAGCGAGAGUUUUUAAAGACUGUACUUCAUCGAAUAUACGGCAAGUUUCUUGGCCUAAGAGCGUUCAUCAGAAAGCAGAUUAACAACAUUUUUCUCAGGUUUAUCUAUGAAACUGAGCAUUUUAAUGGUGUGGCGGAAUUGCUGGAAAUACUGGGCAGCAUCAUCAAUGGAUUUGCAUUGCCGCUAAAAUCCGAGCACAAGCAAUUCCUCAUGAAAGUCCUGAUUCCUAUGCACACAGCUAAGGGCCUGGCUCUGUUUCAUGCACAGCUUGCAUAUUGCGUGGUCCAGUUUUUGGAGAAGGACGCAACUUUGACCGAGCCAGUUAUUAGAGGAUUGCUAAAGUUUUGGCCUAAAACAUGUAGCCAAAAAGAGGUGAUGUUUUUAGGUGAAAUCGAAGAGGUUUUGGAUGUAAUAGAGCCAACCCAGUUUAAAAAGAUUCAGGAACAUUUGUUUAAGCAAAUAUCAAAGUGUGUGUCCAGUUCUCACUUUCAGGUUGCAGAGAGGGCCCUGUACUUCUGGAACAAUGAGUAUAUUCUUAGUCUGAUCGAAGAGAAUAUUGAAAAAGUUCUACCAAUCAUGUUCGGUAGUUUGUACAAAAUCUCCAAAGAACACUGGAACCCGACUAUUGUAGCCCUCGUGUAUAAUGUGCUGAAAACAUUAAUGGAAAUGAAUGGGAAACUCUUCGAUGAACUUACAGGGUCCUACAAAGCAGAACGGCAAAAAGAGAAGAAGAAGGAGCUGGAGCGUGAGGAGCUGUGGAGAAAGCUCGAUGACCUACAGAUGAAUAAGGCCUUGGCUGAUCAGCAGAAGAUUGCUUUAAGUGUACAGAACAAUACAAGUGCCAAAUAACACACAUUACAACAACCUCUGCUACAUAGGCAAAACUUUUGUACAUUUUUCUGUUUUUUUUUGUUUUUUCUUCCUGAAAAAUGUAAAAUAAAUAAAACUGACGUUCUCCUUAUAAAACAAGAAAACUGUAUUUGCGGGGAAAAGCAUCCCUCUCUGAUAAAUUUCUGAGCUGUGCGAGGGGCCAUUCAUACAUUGCAGUGCAACCUAUUGCUGACCUCCCUAGCAGCCAGUUAUUAAGUGCACCUGUCAUAUGCAGCACGUGAGGCAGCCAUAGGGCAAUAUCCUUUUGGCAGCCGAAAAGGAGGCUACACUUUUGAAAUAUCAAAUAUUU
This is a messenger RNA of Nanorana parkeri, 2004 nucleotides long. It is a transcript of the gene PPP2R5A, whose product is annotated as protein phosphatase 2 regulatory subunit B'alpha. Lineage: Eukaryota; Metazoa; Chordata; Amphibia; Anura; Dicroglossidae. Gene Ontology annotation, biological process: signal transduction; protein dephosphorylation. Bases 252 to 1673 code for a protein of 473 amino acids. Gene Ontology annotation, molecular function: protein phosphatase activator activity. The record is from RefSeq and is a predicted model, not a curated record. Gene Ontology annotation, cellular component: nucleus; protein phosphatase type 2A complex; cytosol. The transcript is spliced from 13 exons.